AUGACAACAAAACACCGCGAUGUGCAGUGGCGGGUGCUGUGGUACUGGCCGAAUGUGAUUGGGUAUGUGAGGCUGGCGUUGACGCUUGCGGCCGUGUACCUUGCGUGGCAGAGGCCAAUCUUGUUCAUCGUCCUCUACGCCAUACAAGCGACACUGGACGGCAUUGAUGGAUAUGUCGCGCGCCGGCUCAACCAGAUAUCUCCGUUUGGCGCAUGGCUGGACGUGGUGAUUGAUAACGUGUCACGCACACUCCUCUGGUGCUACAUAGCUCCCACCUUUGGCCCACUCAUUGCUUGCCUGGAGUGGCUGACGUUCGCGUGCACCCACGCGUCCGGUCCAGCUUGGAAACACCAGUUUGAUGACGCACCAGAAUGGGUCGCCGCUGUCAUGCGCAAAGGGUUUCGCACGCCGUUGGGCGUCUAUGUCAUUGCAGGAAUCCACGUGCUUCCAAUUGUCUUGUAUGGGCGAGCAAACCACGUCGACGAGCUGUUUCUGCCGGCGUGGCUGUCGUAUGGGAGCGUGCUCAUACUCAGCUCUGGUCGCAUCUAUGGCAUGUGUGUGGAGCUCUGGGUUGUUGCCAGACAUAUGCGCGCACUGCUCUCCCAACCCCAAGAGGCCUAACACACACACACACAUACGCACACACACACACAUACGCACAC
Messenger RNA from Salpingoeca rosetta, 662 nucleotides. RefSeq lists its product as uncharacterized. The transcript has 6 exons. NCBI's taxonomy places the organism in Eukaryota, Choanoflagellata, Craspedida, Salpingoecidae. Bases 1 to 621 code for a protein of 206 amino acids. The record is from RefSeq and is a predicted model, not a curated record. Gene Ontology annotation, cellular component: membrane. Gene Ontology annotation, biological process: phospholipid biosynthetic process. Gene Ontology annotation, molecular function: phosphotransferase activity, for other substituted phosphate groups.